CCCUUCAGUGCGGGGCCACAAGAGGUGGACGAUUUUCGGGGCUAACUGCGCCUCUAACGGCAGCCUCUCUCCGGGCCGCCCCCGGGUCGGGAGGGCCGGCCUCGCGGGGGGCGGGAGGGGCGGCCGGAGACGUUGGCGCCCUGGCGCUCCCCAGACCAUCCCUGCAUCCUCGUCCUGGUCCUUCAGCCGGACCAACGCGGGCAGAAAGCGUCGCGGGAGCCGGGCGCCCCAGUGGAUAAAUGGCAAGCAAAAAGAGAGAAAUCCAGUUAGAGGCAGUCGUCAACAGUCAAAGCCUCUGGGAUGAGAUGUUGCAGAACAAAGGCCUAACAGUGAUUGAUGUUUACCAAGCCUGGUGUGGACCUUGCAAAGCAAUGCAAACUUUAUUCAGAAAACUGAAAAAUGAGCUAAACGAGGAUGAAAUUCUGCAUUUUGUUGUAGCAGAAGCUGACAGCGUUGUGACUUUGCAGCCAUUUAGAGAUAAAUGUGAACCUGUUUUUCUCUUUAGUGUUAAUGGCAAAAUUAUUUCAAAGAUUAAGGGUGCCAAUGCACCGCUUGUUAAUCAAAAAAUCAUCAACUUGAUCAAUGAGGAGAGGAAAAUUGCAGCAGGUGAAAUGGCUCGCCCUCAGUAUCAUGAAAUUUUGUUUGUGGACUCAGACACAGAAGAGGCUGGGGAAGCACCCUACGAAAGCGCCAAGCAAAUAUGCAGCAUUGCUAUUAUCAAACCCGAUGCUGUGAUUACUAGAAAAGAUAGAGAAAUUAAAGAAAAAAUUAUCAAGGCAGGAUUUGUCAUAGAAGCAGAGGAUAAGAGAGUGCUCACGGAGGAACAAGUAAGGGACUUCUACAGUCGAAUAGCAGAUGAGCCUGAAUUUGAAGAUUUUGUCCGUUUUAUGACAAGCGGCCUAAGCUAUAUUCUAGUUAUAGCUCCAGGAAAUGAACGACAGCCUCCCUGGGAAGAAACUGAAGCUAAUCCUGAGACUGAACCCAAAGAACCAUCUGAAGAUCAAGAGGAGACAGCCACGGCGAUGAAGACAAAAUGGGAGAGCUUACAAGAAUGUCUGGAAAGACAACAUAUAUCUCACUUUUGUGAUGUUGAAGAUAAUACAACGGAUGUUAAUAAGUUUAUUGAUAUCUUCUUCCCUAAUUUUAAAAAUAUGAAAAGCAUAAAAUUAGAAAGGAUAAUGGCAUUACUUCGACCAGAUCUCUUUCAACAAAGGAAAGAGGAUGUUUUGGAUAUUAUUCAAGAUGAAGGCUUUAAAAUACUUAUGCAAAGACAAAUAGUAUUAUCGGAAGUAGAAGCACAAACACUGUGCAAGAAAUAUGAAAAUGAAGUUUAUUUUGGAAGUCUUAUAGAAAACAUGACCAGUGGUCCAUCUCUAGCCCUUGUUUUAUUAAGAGACAAUGGUUUACAACACUGGAAAGAGUUAAUUGGACCAAGCACUGUUGAAGAAGCCAAAAAAAAUCUUCCAGAGAGUUUAUGUGCACAAUUUGCAAUGGGAAGUUUGCCUAUCAACCAGUUAUAUGGAAGCGAUUCCUUAGAAGCCGCUGAAAAGGAAAUACUGCAUUUCUUUCCUCCUCAAAACACUUUAGCAGUGAUUAAACCUCAUGUAACACAUCAAGAAAGAGAGGAGAUCUUGAGUCUCAUUAAAGAGGCUGGAUUUGAUAUAACACAGGUCAAGGAAAUGCUGCUAACUGAAGAACGAGCGGAGAAAAUUUAUUUCAAAAUAAAAGGAAAAGACUUUUAUAAAGAUGUAUUGGCAGUGUUAUCUGAGGGUCCGUCUAUGGUCAUGGUUCUGACCCAGUGGAAUGCUGUUUCAGAAUGGAGACGAUUGAUGGGUCCCACAGACCCAGAGGAAGCAAAACUACUGUCCCCAGACUCUAUCCGAGCCCAAUUUGGAAGAAGUAUUUUGAAAAAUGCUGUCCAUGGAUCAUCGAACACCUACGAGGCAAUGGAGACCAUUAAUAGAUUGUUUGAAGAGUUUGUCUCUGAGAAUCCUGAGGAAAACUAAAGUGCAGUACCUCUUUAAUUAUUAUUUUCUUUUCUUUGCUUGUUAUGGGGACUGGGCCUAGGACAAGGCUGUCCUGGAAAGGCCAGAGCUUUUCCCAUAUUCCUGAAUCAAACUUUAUUCCCUGCCAGACACGCUAUGCUAUUCCCUAGCAGCCUUGAAGCCUCAAAGCCGAGCCUUGUAGAUGUCAGGGACCUGGGAGACCGUGGGGCAAGCAAGAAACCCUUGGCCUUGAGCUGUUUGUGCAUCUGCCAUGACACAGUCUCAUACAGUCCUUCUCUUUGACUUCCCCCUGCUUCUCUACUCUAAAUGGUCAAAGUCUCAUUCAGCAACCUCAACUCUGUUCUCUAAGUAUUUAGAAACUUGGAAUCUCCUAACCACCUGGGGGUGCUAUAUGAUAACAUAAUAUAAUAGAAUAUUAGAAAUCAUAGAGUAAACGGCAAUCAUUUCUAUUCUUUGGCAAAGAGGUUCUUAUUGGCGAGAGGUAGCUACAUAAUGUGUGUGUGGGUUGAAUCUGCUUAGGUGUUGAUAGAAAACUUGAAAACUUUUCUAUCCUGGGCAGUGUGGGAGACGGGGUGUAAGAUAGGUGACUUUUCCCAUCAAACCCACUUUCCUUCUUUAUUUUCAAAGAGCAGGCCCACAAAUGUACACCUGUAUGGCUCUGGCUGCUGACCUCAAGGUGACUGUACAGCCUCUUCACAUGUGGAGGGUUGUCCCCACCUGGAUGGGCCAAAAUGAGACUCAGUCUCUGGAGCAUAAUGAGAAAGUGAUGUGAAGUGGAAAAACCUCUCCACCCCCAGCCAGGUUCCUCAGGGAGAGAAGAGUACAUUGUUCAUUUAGUAUUGUCAUUUAGGCAAUGGUUUCUCCAAGUAUAAGAACAUUGUUUCAAAAUAUUAGAUGCAUAAAAUAAAAGUAAAUUCUGGCAUAGUACAGCUCAUUCCAUG
Messenger RNA from Equus quagga, 2947 nucleotides. It is a transcript of the gene NME8, whose product is annotated as NME/NM23 family member 8. The transcript has 16 exons. The coding region runs from base 240 to 2006 and encodes 588 amino acids. Lineage: Eukaryota; Metazoa; Chordata; Mammalia; Perissodactyla; Equidae. The record is from RefSeq and is a predicted model, not a curated record.